Molecule: messenger RNA, 5233 nt
Organism: Saprolegnia diclina VS20
Lineage: Eukaryota; Oomycota; Saprolegniomycetes; Saprolegniales; Saprolegniaceae
Exons: 17
Coding region: 896-5233 (1445 amino acids)
Biological process (GO): monoatomic ion transport; transmembrane transport
Cellular component (GO): voltage-gated sodium channel complex; plasma membrane
Molecular function (GO): voltage-gated sodium channel activity
Source: RefSeq, a predicted model, not a curated record
UACGCCCACGUCGUCAGUCGUUGAGCAGCCUAGGUCCCAAUGGCAGUCGCAAUGGCACUCGGACCUCGCUGUCGGGAGGAUCGGGUUCUUGUCGACGCCGCAGCAUGUUUCUUGGCGGUUGACGGGCAUUUAUAGCGUCGAAACCGAACGCAAAUCGAUAUCAACCACCGAUGAACACGGUCGCGCCGGGGCCGGUGCUCGGGGCGUCGCCGCCACUGCGCGACAACCUCGUCGUCAUCCACCGCGGGUCGACGUCGUCUCUCGGUGCGUGGGUGCACCACGCGUCGUUGCGCGCGAUUCGAAAAACCAACCCGGCGCCGAUUUCGCUCGGCUGCCUCCGUUUGCACAACCCGCUGCGGCGGCUCUGCCUCGCGCUCGUCACGUCCAAGUGGUUUGAGCGCUUCAUCAUGGUGUGCGUGCUCGCCAACACGCUCCUCCUCGGGCUCGUCGACUACUCGAACGCCGUCGACGGCGUCCCAGACCCGACGAAUCACCGCAACAUGCUCAUCGACACGGUCAACGCGGUCUCGCUCUACGUCUUCCUCGUCGAAGCAAGCCUCAAGAUCAUCGCCUAUGGCUUUCUCAUCGGCAAAGGCACGUACUUGAGCGACGGCUGGAACCAACUCGACUUUGUCAUCAUCAUCUCGGGGACGUUCUCGCUCGUCUAUUCGUCGGCCAGGCUCGGGAUUCUCCGCGUGCUGCGAAUACUUCGGCCGCUCCGCGCACUCCACUCGGUGCCGGGUAUCGUACCACGUACCACCCCAGUAGGACCGCUGUAGACGAUCUGUGCGUAGGGCUCAAAGUGCUCACCGGGUCGCUGUUAUCGAGCUUGCCCGCGCUUGGAAACGUCGCCAUCAUCCUGGCCUUCUGCUACCUCUUCUUUGCGAUCCUCGGCAUGGAGCUCUGGCGCGGCUCGUGGCACUACCGAUGUCGCCUCACGCCCUUUCCUGUCACGCUCAACGCGUCAGUGUGGAACGUCUCGGCCAUGACGCCGACAACGAGCUACCUCGCGAGCGUCGUGGCGACACCGGACGCCUUCCGAUGCCUCUCGAUCGAGAACAACGAGUCGUGGCCGUCGCCCAUGAGCUGUUUCUGGCCCACCGACCCGGACGAAGAUCGCAGCACGCCGUGGCUGUGCAGCUCGUCGUCUUCGUGGGGGCGGCAGUGCGGCGCCAACCGAACGUGUGGCUCCAACUACGACCCGUUCGGCGCUCCGCGGUUUCUCGACCUGCACCUUCCAACGGCGCCCGACUACUCGCCCUUCUCGAUCAUGCGCCAGGCGGAAUUUAGCCCGAACCUCAACUUUGGCUUUACGAGCUUUGACAACGUGUACAGCGUCUUUGUCAUGAUCAUUAUGAUUGUCACGGCGUCCGGCUGGAUGGUGCUCACCGAGACCGCCCAAGACGCGGGCGGGUCGGUCGCGGGCUUUGUGUACUUCAACGCUAUUUUCUUCGUCGCCGGCUGCUUCCUGCUGCAGCUCAACAUGGCCGUCCUCUUUUCCGAGUUUGAAAAGGCCAAGGAGAACCAUACGACCGCCAUGGCUCACCAGCGGCGCGUCUCGCUCGCGAGCUACGCCGACAAGACGUUCAGUCGCAGCGUCCUCAAGCGGCCGUCGCUGCGCUUCUCAUCGGGCCACCACCACCGGAAGCACCACAAGUGGCCAGCGAUCGCCAAGCUGCGACAGCGCGCGCACCGGCUCAUUCGCACGCCGCUUUUCGCGACGGUGAGCAUGGGCAUGACUGUCAUCAACGUGAUUGUGCUCACGACCGACCACCACCCGAGCUCGAUCGAGUACCGCGAAGUGUGCGACAUCCUCAACGGCGUCUUCCUCCUCUACUUUUUCCUCGAGCUCUGCCUCAAGAUCACAGGCAUGGGCGUAUGGUCCUACUGGCACGACAAGUUUAACCGGUUCGACUGCUUUACGGUUGUCAUUGGCAUCAUUGAAAUGGUGCUCAAGCCGCCCUACUAUAUCGAUGGCACCGUCAGCGGCGCGUCGGGCUUCACCGCACUGCGCGCGUUCCGGGCCAUCAAGAUUGCGCGCGCGUGGAAGUCGUUGACGAAGCUGCUCGUGUCGAUCAUGGCUGCGAUGGGCGAGAUCCUCAACUUUCUCUUCUUCCUCAUGCUCUUCCUCUACAUAUUCGCGCUGCUUGGCAUGGAGGUGUUUGCGACCAAGUUUCAGUUUGACGCCAACAACUACCCGAUGCCCUUCAACUCGACGUCGCCGUCGACGCACCUGCACCGGUCCAACUUUGACACGAUUCUCUGGGCCUUCUUCACCGUCUUCCAAGUCAUCACGUACGACGGGUACCCGAAUGUCAUUUGGGAUGGCUGGAUCAGCGUCGGGGCCAUCGCGCCAUUGUACUUUUCGGCGAUCGUUGUCCUUGGGGUCUGGGUCGUCAUGAACAUGUUCUCGGCCAUCCUCGUCGAGAGCGUCAUGGUCGAGCCGCCAAAAGAAAGCAUGACAACGACGUACAGCUCGGAGGACAACGAUCUCCUUGGAAAAGACGACGACAACUCGGACGUCUCACUCAUUGGCCCACCGGUGCCAACGCGGUUGACGCGGCACAGCCAGGCCACGCAGCUUCGGCGGGUGCGCUUGGCGCUGCGCCGGCUCUUCCAGAUGCACGCGGCGACCGCGACGCGCGAUCCCGAGAUCGGUGUGCUGCACCUCUUGCACGAGAAGAGUCUCUGCCUCUUUGGGAGGCGGCAUCCGGUGCGCCGCGUCUGCAUCCAAGUGGUCGAGAGCCGUGCAUUCACGGUGGGCAUUUCGGUGCUGAUCGGCUUUUCGUGCAUCCUCACGGCCAUCGACUCGCCGCUCCUCGACCCAAAGUCGGACGUCGGGCGGCUCAUCAACACGUGCAACUACCUCUUUGCGAUUCUCUUCUCGGCCGAGAUGGUGCUGACUGUGAUUGCAAAAGGGCUCGUCUUUGGCGACGACGCGUAUCUCAAAGACGGAUGGCGCAUCCUCGACGCGUUCAUCGUCGCCGUCUCGCUCAUUCCGCUCAUGAUGCAAACGGCCUCGGCGGUCUCGAGCCUCCGGGCGCUGCGGUCGUUGCGCGCGCUCCGGCCGCUCCGCGUCAUCAACAAGCUGCCGCAGCUCAAGGUCGUUGUCAAUACGCUCUUCCGGUGCCUGCCCGACAUGGGCCGCACGUUUCUUUUUGUGGGCUUUAUGCUCUACAUCUUUGGGGUUAUGGCCACGAUCCUCUUCAAGGGCGCGCUUCAGACGUGCUCGUCGUCGCCGUACAACUACGGCACGAGCCAGGGACCGCCGCUGUGGUUUCCCGCCAACUACUCGGGCGUGUACUCGGCCUCGGAUAUUGCGACGUACGACAUCAUGACGCAUCCGCGCUUGGUAAGCGACAUGUACCCAGUGUCGCAAGCGAUCGCGCUGCCAGCGUACGCAGCCUGCAACCUCUCAACGUCGCUCCUACCAACGUCCAAGGAGGUGUGCCAAUGCUUCAACGCGACGUGGUCCCUCGCGACGCCCCAGGGCUUUGACAACAUUAUCUGGAGUGUCGGCGGCCUCUACGAGCUCACGACGCUCGAGGGCUGGAUCCAAGUGGCACUGGCGAGCAUUGACGCGGUCGGGCCCGACAUGCAGCCGAUCGUCAACCACCAGGUGUGGGUCAUGGCGUUCUGGUGGGUCUUUAUCAUCGUGUGCUGCUUCUUCGUCACCAACCUCUUCAUCGCGGUGCUCUGCGACGCCUUCAUGCGUGAAAACUACGGCACGCUCAUCACGGAGGAGCAAAUGCAGUGGAUCAAGCUCCAGCGCCAAGUGCUGGCGAUGCGGCCGCACGUCAUUCCACCCACCCCCCACGGCUCGUGGCGCCGGCUUUGCUACGACAUUGUGCAGUACCCGUACUUUGAACACGUCAUUACGAUCUGCAUUUUGCUCAACAUGCUUGCGAUGACGUCGCAAGCGUUUGGCCAAUCGGCGACGACGCUCUUUGCCUUCUCGCUGCUCAACUACAUCUUCUCGGCCAUCUUUGGCCUCGAAGCCAUCCUCAAGAUCUUGGCGUUUGGCAAAGCGUACUUUACCGAGGGCUGGAAUCGCUUUGACUUUGCGAUCGUCGUCUUCACCGCCGUGAGUUUGAUUCUCCCGCUCUUUACGAGCGUCGACCUCGGGACAGCGUCCACGGUCGUCCGCGUCUUCCGCGUCGGCCGCGCGCUCCGGCUCAUCAAGAAGGCCAAGAUCAUCCGCAACCUCUUUGACACGCUCACGGUGUCGCUGCCCGCGGUCGGCAACGUCACGUCGCUGCUCUUGCUGCUCUACUACAUUUAUGCCGCCGUCGGAGUCCAGCUCUUUGCCAAAGUCGGGUUUGAUGGCAACAUGAUCAACCGGCACCAGAACUUUCAGUCGUUCUGGACCACGUUCCAGAUGCUCAUUGGGUUCUCAACGGGCGAAAGCUGGGACAAUUUUACGUGGGAGAUCUACAAUAUGAGCCCGACGACCAACCCGAGCUGCGUCGAGCGGCAGUUCAACGCGUCCAUGUGCGGCUUCAACGACGCGCCGGGCUGUGCGCCCCUCGACGGCUGCGGCUCGUUUCUCAUCGUGCCGUACAUGUACUCGUUCUUCCUCGUCAUUGGCUACGUCGGCCUCAACGUCUUCUCGGGUAUCGUGAUUGACGCGCUCGAUGGCGGCGUCGACUCGCCCAUCAACCACAACACGCUGGCCGAGUUUACCGACAAGUGGGCGACGCUCGAUCCGCACGGGUCGGGGCUCAUCACGACCACGCAGCUCGCGGACUUUCUCAUGGCGACCAAGCCGCCCUUUGGCUUUCGCUAUGUGCCGGGCAUGAACCGCCGGCGCGUGCUCCAGGCCAUCGGGUUGCUGGACAUUCACAUUUACGACGGCCAAUUUGUCCACUUUAAAGACGUCCCGCGUGCGCUCGUGCAGCGCAUUCUGAGCGAAGGCGACCGGAAGAAGCUCUCGGAGAUCCAGCAACUCAUGCACACGAUGGGCAUCAACAAGCAGUUUGACGACAUGUGGUUUAGCCGGCGCGGGAAAGCCGAAGUUGCGCGCUUCAAGUCUUUUACCGCAGUCUCGGCCAAGCGCCACGUGGCCUCGCUCGUGAUUGCGCGCUUCAUCUACCGGUACCGCCAAGCCCAGGCGCUCGAGCGGGCGCGGGCCGAGUUUGCCGACACACGGAGUUUUUGCACCGUGACCGUGCUGCAGCGAGGAUCGUCUUCGAACCGCCCGACGAUGACCAAGUGGGUGUCACCGGACGCCUAA